GCGGAAGUCAGAAGGAAACCACAACCGACUCCGUAGCCCUCGACAAUCCCAGGUUAUACUGUCUCCCGAGAGAGCAAAGGUCCUGGUCUCCGCACUACUGCUUAGGAUCAACUGGCUUCAAGGCUGAGUAUUAAUUCCAGGAUUGAUGAAUCCAGGCUUGUUGAAAUGAUAUUGCGAACGUCAUGCAAAGCUACUGGGCCAAUUUCAUCAAGAAUGGCAACCCUAAUGGCGAAGAAUUGACCUAUUGGCCACCCAGUAAGGAAGAUGCGACGACUAUGUGGCUUGGCGACUCUUGGGGAGCUGGAAAGGCUGCAGAGCCUACCCGAAUUGAUCUAAUCCGGAGCUGGUUCAGCCAGAAUGUCGAAUGGUGCCUCGGGUGGGUCGGACUUUGGGACAUAAUCUGUCCCAUGGCAAUAGCGGACUUUGCAUACGCGUAA
Molecule: messenger RNA, 437 nt
Organism: Aspergillus piperis CBS 112811
Lineage: Eukaryota; Fungi; Ascomycota; Eurotiomycetes; Eurotiales; Aspergillaceae
Exons: 2
Coding region: 183-437 (84 amino acids)
Source: RefSeq, a predicted model, not a curated record